This is a messenger RNA of Callithrix jacchus (white-tufted-ear marmoset), 473 nucleotides long. The record is from RefSeq and is a predicted model, not a curated record. NCBI's taxonomy places the organism in Eukaryota, Metazoa, Chordata, Mammalia, Primates, Cebidae.
AAAAUUCAGAUUUUCAGGUUCUAGGGUUGUUACGAAGCUGCAGGAGCGAGAUGGAGGUGGACGCACCAGGUGGUGAUGGUCAAGACGGUCCCCGGGAGCGGCAAGGCCAGAGCGAGGCAGGGAGGCAGAACCUCGAUGUGCGGCCUCAGUCCAGGGCAAACGGGCUACCUAAACACUCCUACUGGUUAGACCUCUGGCUCUUCAUCCUUUUCGACGCGGUGGUAUUUCCCUUCGUGUAUUUUUUGCCAUGACUCAUUUGGUGAUACCUAUAUUAAGAAGUUUGUUCUUGAGUGAAUUCUAAAAAUGGCUACAAAUGUCUUGAAUAAAGAAGACAGGAUUCUCAACAGAAGAAUUUCAAAUCUCCAAGGGACCCUUCCUUUCAUUUUACACUUGUUACUAAUUUGCAGAACUCUAUUAAGUUGGUAGGAUUUCACACAUUCCUCGCUAAGUUGUUAAACCCUUUGGUUCAUGUU